AUGCCAUCCUCCCGCCGAGGGGCCGCCGGCUCACCGCCGCCGAACUCCGGGCCGCCACCCGAAAUCCUGCACCAGCUCGGCCGGGCCGUGCUGUCCUACACACUCAAGAAACUGAACGAGCAAACGACACAAGGCGGCCCGCGAGAACAGAGCUCGCGCCGCAGAUCAAGCCGCAGCAGAACCAGAGAUGCCUCACGCGGAGGCGACCGCGCCAGCAGCCGCGGCGGCGACCUGCCGCGAAGCGACAGUAGCGACAUGCACGCCCUGAUCAGCCAGCUCGCAGUCGGCCUCUGCGCCUUCGGCAUCCGCCACCUCAUCCGGCGCAGGCGGGAGGCCAAGAGGCGGGCGGCAGCCGAAGGCGCCGCCGGGGCGGCCACCACAGCAAGAGACGUCCGCAGCGGCCGGGGUCAGAGCCAGGGCCAAAGGCAGGGCAGGCAGGGCUCGGCCGCCGUCGACCCGGAGCUAUCUGCCGCGCUGGACACGGUCACGCGCGAGCUGAAGGGCGCGUCCGAGUCAAUCCGGCGGCUGGCCCGCACCGCGCCGUCGCACCGGCGCUGCGACGUGCGCGACGCCCUGGUGGCCGAUGCCGAGCGGCUGAGCGGGUCGCUGGCCAACGUGCAGGCGAGCAUCCACAACAUGCGGAACCUGCAUCCGGCGCUGGACCGCGGGAGCCGGCCACGCGAGAGCGUGCGAGGGACGCGGCCGGACGCACAACAAAGGGCCAGGACGAAGGCCGAGAGACUGAGCACGAGGGAGAACACGGCGAGGAGCAGGGGGUCCGCGCGAAUGGAGGAGCGGGCGAGCGGCGAGAGCGACGGGAGUCGCUGGGAGCGCAGCCGACGCCGCGGCCUGCCUGCCGAGCGGCACAGGAGCCGUCCAGGCAGCCGGGAGAAAGACGUGCGAGAACGCCGAUGGCAGAAGUAG
This is a messenger RNA of Thermothielavioides terrestris NRRL 8126, 924 nucleotides long. RefSeq lists its product as uncharacterized. The record is from RefSeq and is a predicted model, not a curated record. The coding region runs from base 1 to 924 and encodes 307 amino acids. The transcript has a single exon. Lineage: Eukaryota; Fungi; Ascomycota; Sordariomycetes; Sordariales; Chaetomiaceae.